This is a messenger RNA of Encephalitozoon intestinalis ATCC 50506, 726 nucleotides long. RefSeq names its product eukaryotic translation initiation factor 6. Gene Ontology annotation, biological process: ribosomal subunit export from nucleus; maturation of 5.8S rRNA; assembly of large subunit precursor of preribosome. Gene Ontology annotation, molecular function: ribosomal large subunit binding. NCBI's taxonomy places the organism in Eukaryota, Fungi, Microsporidia, Unikaryonidae. The record is from RefSeq and is a predicted model, not a curated record. The coding region runs from base 1 to 726 and encodes 241 amino acids. Gene Ontology annotation, cellular component: nucleolus; cytosol; preribosome, large subunit precursor. The transcript has a single exon.
AUGUCGUACAGAAUAGAUUUUGAAGGAAGCUCUGAGAUAGGAGCAUACAUAUCACUUACCAACACAUACUGUGUGGUUGGAAGAAGUCAGUCAAACAAUGUACUCAAGUUUCUGCAGGAGACUGUUGCAAUCCCGAUUGUGGAAACAACGAUCAAUAGCAUUAGAAGUGUAGGGUCGCAAUGCAGGGGAAACAGACAUGGAUUACUUGUGCCACACACGAUAACAGACCAGGAGAUUAUGCACAUAAGAAACACAUUGCCGGAGAAUGUUGUAGUGAGGCGGAUUGAAGAGAGACUGAAUGCCCUUGGAAAUGUAGUUCUCUGCAACGACCAUGUUGCAAUCAUACAUGGAGAUCUGGAUGGAGAGUCGGAAGACAUUAUCAAAGAUGUUCUACAGGUUCCUGUCUACCGACACAAUAUAGGCCAAGAGCCACUUGUGGGAACCUUUGGUGCAUUGAACAACCAAGGAAUGCUUGUUCAUCCCCUCACGAGUCAAGAGUGCCAAAAGGAGCUUAGUGAGCUUCUCGAGGUGAAUGUGAUUGCAGGGACAGUCAAUGGAGGAAGCCCUUGCAUUGGGGGAGGGGUUGCCAUCAAUGAUUGGAUGUGUGUUGCAGGAGUGAAAACGACCAAUGUCGAGAUGACUGUGAUUGAAAGCGUGUUUGACCUCAGUGGAGACCAGGACUUGGAGGCUCGAAGAAGAGCCAUAGUGGAUACCAUAGUCAAAUGA